Molecule: messenger RNA, 2160 nt
Organism: Macrobrachium nipponense
Lineage: Eukaryota; Metazoa; Arthropoda; Malacostraca; Decapoda; Palaemonidae
Product: nucleolar protein dao-5-like
Exons: 8
Source: RefSeq, a predicted model, not a curated record
AUGGCAGUGAACAAGAAAUUGCGCUUGCCAAGGGACGAUUGCUUUGAGAGAGAGAGAGAGAGAGAGAGAGAGAGAGAGAGAGAGAGAGAGAGAGAGAGAGAGAGAGAGAGAGACUUUAAUCCAGUCACACCUGGGGCAAGCAAAGCAAAGCCAAGCCAAGCCAUGCCAAAAAAUCUAAAAGCCAAGGAAAGCCAAAGUCAAGCCAAGGAAAACAAAAGCCAAGUCAAAAAAAGCCAAAAAAGCCAAGGAAAGCCAAAACCAAGGAAAGCCAAUGAAAGCCAAAGUCAAGCCAACAAAAGUCAAGCCCACAAAAAAUCUAAGCCAAGGAAAGCCAAACCCAAGGCAAGCCAUGGAAAUCCAAAGCCAAGCCAACAAAAGCCAAGCAAGAAAGCCAAACCAAGCCAAGGAAAGUCAAAGCCAAGCCAACAAAGACAAGCCAAGCCAAGGAAAGCCAAAGCUAAGACAAGCCAAGAAAGCCAAAGCCAAACCAAGCCAAGUCGCGGAAAGUCAAAGCCUAGCCAAGUCAAGGAAAGCCAAAGUCAAGCCAAUCAAAGCCAAGGAAAGCCAAAGCCAAGCCAAGGAAAGCCAAAGCCAAGGAAAGCCAAGUCAAGGAAGGCUAGGCCCAAGCCAACGAAAGCCAAAGCCAAGACAAGCCAAGCCAAGGAAAGCCAAAGCCAAGCCAACAAAAGCCAAGCCAAGUCAAAUAAAGCCAAAGGCAAGCCAAGGAAAGCCAAAGCCAAGCCAAGUAAAACCAAAGCCACGGCUAGGAAAGCCAAAGCCAAGCUAAGCCAAGCCAAGCCAAGGAAAGUCAAAGCCAAGCCAAGCCACAAGGAAAUCCAAAACCAAGCCAAACCAAGCCAAGCUAAGCUAAGCCAAACCAAAGCCAAGCCAAGCCAAGGAAAGUCAAAGCCAAGUCAAGCCAAGGAAAUCCAAAACCAAGCCAAACCAAGCCAAAGCCAAGCCAAUCCAAGGAAAGCCAAAACUAAAACAAGGAAAGCCAAAGCCAAGCCAAGCCAAGUCAAAUCAAGCCAAGCCAAGUAAAGUCAAAGCCAAGCCAAGGAAAGCCAAAGCCAAGCCAACAAAAGCCAGGGAAAGCCAAAGCCAAGCCAACAAAACCAAGCCAAGCCAAGCCAAGCCAAGCCAAGAAAGCCAAAGCUAAGCCAAGGAAAGCAAUUCAAGCCAAGCAGGCCAAGCCAAGGAAAGCAAAAACCAGCCAAGGCCCAAAGCCAAGUUCAAAUCAAGCCAAAGCCAAGUAAAGUCAAAGCCAAGCCCAAGGAGAGCCAAAGCCCAAGGCCAAGCCAAAAGCCAAAAGGCCAGGAAAGCCCAAAGCCAAGCCAACAAAAGUCAAUGGAAAGCCAAAGACAAGCCAAGCCAAGGAAAGGUAAAGCCAAGCCAACAAAAGCCAAGGAGAGCCAAAGCCAAGCCAACAAAAGACAAGCCAAAGAAAGCCAAAGCCAAAGCCAAAAGGUAAGCCCAAAACCGGCAAAGCCAAGCCAAAAGCCAAAGCCAAGCCAAGCCAAGCCUAGGAAAGUCAAAGCCAAGCCAAGCCAAGCCAAGCCAAGGAAAGCCAAGCUAAGCCAAGGAAAGCCAAAUUCAAGCCAGGCCAAGCCAAGGAAAGCCAAAGCCAAGCCAACAAAAGCCAGGCCAAGGAAAGCCAAAGUCAAAGCCAAGCCAAGCCAAGGAAAGUCAAAGCCAAAGCCAUGCCAAGGAAAGUCAAACCCAAAGCCAAGCCAAGCCAUGGAAAGCCAAAGCCAAGCCAAGGAAAGCCAAAGCCAAACCAAGCCAAGGAAAGGGUGUGACGACGGCCGCCAUCUUGACACAAGCUUGACCGAUGAUAAUGAGAGAUUUCUGGUGAGUAUGAGUACGCAUCAUCAUCAUCAUCGCCUUCAUCGCCGAGCAACGCAAAGGUCCUUGGUGAAUUUUCGAUACACAGGUCUUACCAGCGCUUUCACUUCUACUGAUCUCCACCAUCUCCAGCUUCCCGUCUCUCAGUUCUCAUCUACGUGGGUCAUGGUCUUCAAACUCAUCUGGUGCAAUGUGGAGACCAGCCAGCACUAUCAACCCCUCGACAUGCAUUACGGGAAGAAGAAGAAGAAGAAGAAGAAGAAGAAGAAGAAAAAGGCCUCAGGCACACAACCAAACGACAGUAGCACCGGAUGA